CCAUCUUCACACGCUAUUCCAUCACCCCCAAAUAUCAUCGCCCCUUCAUUUUCUUCAACUCAUUCCCUCAAAACCCUAGCUCAAAUCCCUCUUUUAACUCCAUCAAUUCUUCACAAUUUCACACAAUCGAUUUCAAAUCUCAACUGGGUAUGUCUUCAAUUUCAUCUUUCCUUUAACUUUCAAUCUCUAGGGUUUACGUUCGAAACCCUAAUUCCCAAAUCUGCACCAAUACUUAACUCUGUUGUACUCUCUUAUUGUUGUAUUCAAUCAGUUUAUCGAUCGCUAACAGGUUAUCAGUUCUGAUUAUUGCUGAAUUUUGAAACCCUAAUUUUGUAUUUUGGGAAUUUUAAUCGAAUUUAAAUCCAAAACAAUGUCUGAAGGGUAUGCAAUUGAGCUUUACUUUGAUCCAGCUCUUGAAAAUCAAGUUUUGAAAGCAUGGAAUGUUGUGGCUCGUAGACAAAUUAGUACCCACCUCAUAGAAAUUGAAUCCAGGCCUCACAUUACGCUGUUUUCGAGCCCGUUUAUUGAUCCGUCGAAGCUCGAAAACAUCGUUAAGUCUUUCGCUUCAAAGCAAGAUCCUUUACCAUUAUCUUUCGGGUCGAUUGGUAGUCUUCCGAACGAUAACAAUGUGCUGUUUCUUGCCCCGACCCCGACUUUGCCCCUGCUGCAGUUUCAUUAUCAGCUCUGUGAUGCAAUGAAAAGGGAAGGGAUUGAAAUUGGGGAAGAGUAUCGUCCGGAUUCGUGGAUUCCGUAUUGUCCUGUGGCUGAGGAAGUGCCGAAGAAUAGGAUGGCGGAAGCGUUUACGGUUUUGAGGGACUUGAAGUUGCCGGUUACGGGUUAUGCGAUGGAUAUUGGAUUGGUUGAGUACUCGCCUGUUCGUGAACUGUUUUCGUUUGUUCUUGGUAGCUCGUCGGUCGAAUCUUGAGGUUUGAUUGUUACAUGAUAUAUGUUUCUUUUGUGUUCAUGUUGGUAUUUGUUUUUGUGUCGGUGUUGAUGUUUUUGUUUUUGUUUUGCAUUUGAUAUUUUGAUGUGGUCUUUUGGUGUUGUAAAAACUUAUUGUAGAAUAAUAUUGGUUAUUUGUUUUCGACUAUAAUAGAGUAUAAUAUGAUGGUUAUGUUCUUGAAA
Helianthus annuus (common sunflower) is the source of this 1125-nucleotide messenger RNA. RefSeq lists its product as uncharacterized. The record is from RefSeq and is a predicted model, not a curated record. The coding region runs from base 371 to 925 and encodes 184 amino acids. Lineage: Eukaryota; Viridiplantae; Streptophyta; Magnoliopsida; Asterales; Asteraceae. The transcript has a single exon.